AUGUCUACUGUUCGACCAGGAUUUCUCUCCAAAAACACAUUCGAAUUAUGUUCGGAUCUUGGUCAGCUCGAUAAAAAUAUCGAGUCGAUUAAUCCGUCGGAUUACCAAAUUGCCGGCGGUCGGCUUCUCAAAACCUUACUUGAUGAGAGUGAUUUUCCUGAACCCGUACCGAUAUUAGAUAACAAUCCAAUUUCAUUUUCGUUAUCCACUCAUCAGCACCAAUUGGUAAAAGCAGCUUGCAAAAUAAUACGCAAGACAAACCUUUACUUGCAAAACAUUGAACAGAAUUUACCGAAAAAUAUGCAAUUGGUCACUUUCAGUGUUUUAAAUCACCACGAGAGACGCUCCGAGAAUAAUGACCCGCGUCAUGAUCCCUCAGUAUUAUAUCACCGGUGGGUUAUAAGAUCAAAGUCCAGCAUCAUCGAUUUCGGAUCCGAACUUGAUCCCAAUGAGAAUUCCGUCGAGUUCUUGGAGGCUCUAUUGGAGUCGCUGGAUAGGGAUAUCACGGGUUACGUGGAAGGAACCAUUCCGAAGACAUCACUUUCUUAUGAUAUCCACACAAUCUUUCGGAUUCAGCUAUCAUAUGAACUGGGAGAAUAUUACUUCUCUAGGGACAUAGGAAAGUCCGAGUCAAAGUCACGCUGGAUAAAGUUAUUGGGAAGUUUGGAGUCAUUUCUGAAUGUGGCCAUCUUACUUUUCACAAGUACAAUAGAUAAAAAUCGACUAUCAGCCUUAAUCAAGGGAACUGGCUUCCUGACAAAAAAGUUUCCUCCAUCUAUACAGCUGGAGUACUUUUCGGACAGUCAAGAUUACGAAAGCGUUUUCAUGGUGUUGUUCAAAUCAUUUGCAAACGAUUCGACCUAUAGUAUACCACUGGCCGAUACACGUGUUCUGCUUAAUGAAGCGAUUAAACUUGGCCAAGAAUACGCGGCUGUCAAAAUUGCCUUUUACAACGCGUUCAAAUUACCGUCACAUGCAUCUGCCGGUAAUCAUGCUUUAGCCAUUAAAAAGUUUGGUACCGACGAGGAGGUUAUCAUAAAAGUUUUAGAAUUGUUGAAAGCAAAGUAUGGAAACUUUUUUGGUCAAAGUUUGAGUGAGAAUCAAAGAAAAUUUAUUUCUUUAUUUUUGCAAAAAAUUGAAAAAGAUGAGAUUUGGAGGAUUCUGAGGAAAAUUGAAGGCCUGGAAUUCGUGCAAUACCCGGUCGAGCACAUCAUUGAAAAGUUGGCUUUAUUGAAUGCGAAUUGCAAGAUCAUCAAGGCCGAAAAUGACGAAUACAAGUUAUCUAUGAAAACGUUGGUCAAAAAGGCGUGCAUGAAUUGUCAUGAUGCAAAAAUCAAAUGCACCUAUCUUCUAAAUGACGCAUUUUGUCAGCGGUGCACGUCGAUGGGUUUCGAGUGCAUACCUAAUGUACGAUCAAAAUUUUUACACAAGGGAAAGGAAAUUACGAAUGCCCAAGACAAUUUUAACGUUCCAAGUCCAAAAAAUAUUCAGCCACUCCCUCUUCCGCAAGUUACAAACCUCCCUUCAAUAUUUACCACCGUUAAUCAAAAUGCUCGAAAGGAUCGAUCGGUAAAAUGGAUCAGCUUUUCGAGCUUUAUGGGCCCACGCAAAUUUGUUAAUAGUACUGUUAAUGACGACCAAGUUCAGUGGAAGAACAUAGAGGGAUUCAUUAAAUCCUCGUUCAGCAAUGAUAGGAUAGAAGAUGAAGGAUUGGCACAUAUAGAAAGGAUGAUUCAUGAUGCACUGAAUAAUGGCGUGCUAUUAUGUUUAUCAGUCUUGGUUCCUUUUAUGAUAGUUAUACAUAGUCCCGAGAAUGAUCUUGAGGAAACUCAUCGAAGAGAGUUCGACAUAAUUCUUCGCAUGGACACCGAAGAGUUGAAGAAACUCCAAACUUCAGCACGUCGGUUAAUCAAGUCCAUGGAUUCGGCAGAGGCCAAAAACAUUGAGCUCGCACUUGAUACAUUGGCGAAGCUCAAAAAUAUAAGGUGGGCUCAUCACAUCGUUGCAAGUUUGAUUGCUGGACAUCUAUGCAACCGAAAGGCGCGUAGAGAACAAUUGUCGGAAUGGUUGAAUAUGGAGUUAAAUGAGCAAACACCAUCAAUUUAUCGGAAAAACUACACCGCCGAGGGUCAAGGCAAACAACACCAAAAUAGCAGGCAUCAAAAUAUCAAUGUAAAGUAUCGGCUUCGUUACGAUGCAAGCUGUUUACCCAUCGACGAGACCAAACAAGAAAUCGAGGUUGAAGAGUUCAAACGCGAAUUCUUACAUGAGUUGACUGAAUUAGUUGACGAGGGAAAUGAGCGCAAGAAAUAUGAUGGACAUUACUCGUCCAUAGUAUUGAUUUCGAAUUACUAUAUUCUGAUGUUCACCUUGAUAUAUGUAUUUAAGACUCAAUCCAAUUAA
Acaulospora colombiana is the source of this 2403-nucleotide messenger RNA. The record is from the annotation of a GenBank genome assembly. Lineage: Eukaryota; Fungi; Glomeromycota; Glomeromycetes; Diversisporales; Acaulosporaceae.